Messenger RNA from Rosa rugosa (rugosa rose), 1720 nucleotides. Its product is annotated as desmethyl-deoxy-podophyllotoxin synthase-like. The record is from RefSeq and is a predicted model, not a curated record. The transcript has 2 exons. Bases 97 to 1626 code for a protein of 509 amino acids. Gene Ontology annotation, molecular function: heme binding; oxidoreductase activity, acting on paired donors, with incorporation or reduction of molecular oxygen; iron ion binding. Lineage: Eukaryota; Viridiplantae; Streptophyta; Magnoliopsida; Rosales; Rosaceae.
UCAACCAGGCCAGAAGCUAUAUAUACAUUCAUAAUAUCCUCUUUUGAUUCAACAGCUUAAUUUGAGUGCAUAAUUAAUAUCGAUCAUAGAUCUCCAAUGUCUCUCUUAAUGCUCCAAAUACCUCUGUUCACUUCUCUCUUGAUCCUGGUUAUUGUUUGGAAGAAAUCCAAAGUCAGAUCAGGCCCUAGGAAGUCUCCACCAGGGCCAUGGAAGCUGCCUAUUAUCGGAAACUUGCAUCAGUUGGCUACUGGUAAUCCACUACCACAUCAUGCAUUGAGAGACUUGGCCAAGAAACAUGGACCUAUUAUGCACCUAAAACUGGGUCAGGUGGAGGCUACUGUAAUUUCUUCCUCCAAAGCUGCAGAAGAGGUCUUGAAGACACAUGAGCUCACUUUUGCUCAGAGGCCUUUGGUUUUGGCUGUAGAAGUCAUGUCCUUUGCUCAAUCAAGCAUUGUGUUUUCUCCUUAUGGUGAUUACUGGAGACAGAUGCGCAAGGUUUGUGUUCUCAAACUCUUCAACACUAAACGUGUACAGUCUUUCAGAUCUAUCAGAGAAGAAGAGGUUUUGAAUUUCAUCGAAUCCAUUCAUUCUUCAUCAUCAAAGGGACUUACUCCCAUCAACUUCAGUGAGAAGAUCUCCAGCUUGACAAAUGGGAUAGUGUCGAGGGCAGCGCUUGGUCAAAAGUGCAAAGAUGAAAAGGAGUUUACUUCAUGGCUCGAGGAAGCUACACAACUAGCUGCAGGCUUUGACAUACCUGACUUGUUUCCUUCUCUCAGGUUUCUUGGUUAUGUUACUGGGACAAUACCUAAGAUGAAGAAGAUGCGAAACAAGCUCGAAAAGAUUCUUGAGAGGAUCAUCAAUGAUCACAAGAUCAAAAAUCAAGGCAAUGAGGUUAACAAGCCGGAGGAAGAUUUUGUUGACGUACUUCUAAAACUUCAGGAGUCCAAGGAGCUUGAAGUAACAACCGAUCAGAUCAAAGAUGUAAUUAUGGAUAUAUUCUCUGCAGGUAGUGAGACUACAGCUACUACCAUCGAAUGGGCAAUGUCGGAGUUGAUGAGAAACCCUAGCGUAAUGAACAAGGCCCAAGCUGAGCUGCGAAAACUCCUCGAAGGAAAGCCAAAAAUUGAAGAAGUAGACGUUCAAAACCUGGAUUACUUAAAAGCAGUUGUGAAAGAAACUCUGAGACUGCACCCUCCAGGCACAUUACUACCAAGAGAAUCAAGAGAAAGUUGCGAAAUCAGCGGAUACGCAAUCCCAGCCAAAACGAAAGUGCUCAUCAACGAGUGGGCAAUUGGAAGAGAUCCGGAGUGUUGGAUUGAUGCAGAGUCGUUUAAGCCAGAGAGGUUCAUGCAUGGUUCUAAAUCAAAUGUUGACUUUAAAGGUUUCGACUUUGAGUUCAUUCCCUUUGGAGCUGGGAGAAGAAUAUGUCCGGGGAUGUCAUUUGGAGUUUCAAUCAUUGAAGUUGCUCUUUCUCAAUUGCUCUACCAUUUUGAUUGGGAGUUGGGGAAUGGGAUUAAACCAGAUGAACUUGACAUGUCCGAGGCCUUCGGGAUAACAUGUAGGAGAAAGCAUGACCUGUACGUGAUUGCUACUCCUCAUCGUUUUCCUGCACUCCAUAAUGCAUGAGACUAUUUGAUCACUGACACUAUAAUAUGUGUACUAUAUAUAUAUGUAUUACGUACGUACUCUCGCCAAAUCAAGUAUCUAAUGACUUUAAUUA